Molecule: messenger RNA, 1630 nt
Organism: Racocetra fulgida
Lineage: Eukaryota; Fungi; Glomeromycota; Glomeromycetes; Diversisporales; Gigasporaceae
Source: the annotation of a GenBank genome assembly
AACGGAAAUUAAUCGUCUUGGUUUCACUCCAAAUGAACUAGACAGUUUGCGCAAAUUCUUCACUGAAAAUGUCGAAAAAAUAACUGUUGUCGUGUCUUUUCUUCCUGACUACACGACAGAUGAUGAGAAACGGGGUGGACCUGUCGGUGUGAAUACAUCAACACUUUCAGAAAUAGUGCAAGUUGUAAAAGAAAACUCAGCAAUUAUGAAAGACAACUCGGAAAUUAUGAAAAGAAGUUUGGGUGUACUGAUUCAAAUUGAAAAACGCGAAAAUCGCGAACCUAAGUUUCCAAUUUACAGGAGCAUUGUUUUUGAACAGGUUCAAUAUAAUUACUUCCUUGCUGAGACUAAUUCCCACCUUGGAGACCUUCCCAAUUCCGUAUCUACAUAUAUACAAAACAACCCAAUGACUCAAAUAAUGACAGAGAAACAAGUUCAAAAUUGGUUCAAGAAUGUGAUGACUCGCUUGAGCUCAAAUUGGAAUAAUAACAUGGUUUUUAGGGAAACAAAUGAUACGCCAUAUCUCGAUGGAUACAAGCCAGAUAUCAGUAUUUUUAAUAUUGAUGACAUACCAAAUGAUGCUUUCAAUACCAUAGUUGUCCAAACGAUCCUGGAGUUGAAGAAGCACAAGAGAACUAUUGGCUUUUCCGACGAAGAAAAAGGGCAAUUGGUGGACUAUCUUCAUAUUCUUAUUGAACAACAACCAUUACGCAGAUUCUUCGCAAUAUUUUUAUCAGAUGGGACGUACUUAUAUGUUAUAGCCUUUGAUAGGAACACUAGUCAGUAUCAGGAAUAUCAGACUGAUUUCAUAACAGGAUUACGUCUUUUUCAUGCAUUGAUUUAUCGAAAUUCAGGCUAUGUAAAAAUAUGUGGGCCUACAAGCAUUGACCUUGUUAUUCCAGUCACUUCAAGUCGCACAAGAACUAUUAAAAUACGUCUGGAGAGGUUUCUAGGCGAGGGUUCAUCUUCAAAAGUAUAUAAGAUCAAUUGGAAUGGUAGUCCAACUGCUAUAAAAAUAUCUUCUGAUGUUAAUAAUUUGAAGCAUGAAGCACAAAUGUUGAGAGGAUUGAAAAAUCGUAAUUUUACAAAUGUUCCAGUACUUAUUGCAAAUGAUGAUAAUCACCUGGUUAUUCGGCCAGUUUGCAAACAAUUCAGAAAUGAUUUUAUUAAUAAUUUUAAGGCUCAAAAUUGUAAAGAGCUUCUAAACCUUUUGAAGCGUAUUCAUUCAUAUGGUCUUUAUCACCAAGAUGUUCGUCCUUCAAACAUCAUGCUAGAUACUGAAAGUAAUUCACUUGUACUUGUUGAUUGGGGGUCGGCGGUCCAUAAUCCUGAUAACAUGGUAGUGCCUUACAAAGGAACCACAACAUAUGCUUCACCUUCUAUCUUAGAUAAUGAUAUGGGAAAUUAUGUUCCAAAACCGGCGGAUGAUUUACAUUCUUUUGUGUUCACAAUGUAUGUUUUGCGAAAUCCACAGAAGAAGCCCGAUCUAGCAUUAUCAAGUACAAAGAAUAUCAAAGAUUACUGGCAUAGUGAACUAAAUGAUCGUGCACUAUGGAAAGAGAUGUUAAGUGCAAUAAAUAACAAUCAGAUUACUAUAUUAGAAAAAAUAUGUGACGUUUUUGAAAUUUAA